AUGAGAAUACAUUCUUGUAAUUAUCCAUGGCUUUUACUAGCCAUUCUCGUGAUUCUCCUCUCCUUCUCUGGAGCUCUCUCAAGUGACGAUGAGGAGAAGACGACCUCGAAGAAUACGAAGAAAGAAGUGACUUAUGAUGGAACGUCUUUGAUCAUUAAUGGAAAAAGAGAACUUCUUUACUCUGGCUCCAUACAUUACCCUCGAAGCACUCCUGAUAUGUGGCCAAACAUCAUCAAAAGAGCGAAACAAGGAGGUUUGAACACGAUUCAGACAUAUGUUUUUUGGAAUGUUCAUGAGCCUGAACAGGGGAAGUUUAAUUUUUCGGGUAGAGCCGAUUUGGUGAAGUUCAUAAAACUGAUUGAGAAGAAUGGUAUGUAUGUAACAUUAAGGCUUGGACCUUUUAUUCAGGCUGAAUGGACUCAUGGAGGACUUCCUUACUGGCUGAGAGAAGUUCCAGGAAUCUUCUUCCGUACCGACAAUGAACCAUUCAAGGAACAUACAGAGAGAUAUGUCCGAGUGAUACUUGACAAGAUGAAGAAGGAGAAGCUUUUUGCUUCACAAGGAGGCCCCAUUAUAUUAGGACAGAUAGAGAAUGAGUACAGUGCGGUUCAACGUGCAUACAAAGAAGACGGAUUAAACUACAUUAAGUGGGCAGCUAAAUUGGUACAUUCUAUGAAUUUGGGGAUCCCAUGGGUUAUGUGUAAGCAAAAUGAUGCUCCUGAUCCUAUGAUCAAUGCUUGUAACGGAAGGCAUUGUGGUGAUACAUUCCCUGGUCCAAACAAAGACCACAAGCCAUCUUUAUGGACAGAGAAUUGGACUACUCAGUUCCGUGUUUUUGGUGAUCCUCCAACGCAAAGAUCUGCAGAAGAUAUAGCCUUUUCUGUUGCCCGGUUCUUUUCCAAAAAUGGAAGCCAUGUUAACUACUACAUGUACCAUGGAGGUACUAACUUUGGAAGAACCUCUGCACAUUAUGUAACUACUCGUUACUAUGACGAUGCACCUCUUGAUGAAUACGGAUUGGAGAAGGAGCCUAAGUACGGUCAUCUAAAACAUCUUCACAACGCGCUUAACUUGUGCAAGAAGGCACUUCUCUGGGGCCAACCUAAAACUGAGAAACCUGGCAAAGACACAGAGAUAAGAUACUAUGAGCAGCCUGGAACGAAAGUUUGUGCAGCAUUUCUAGCUAACAAUAACACAGAAUCUGCAGAAAAAAUCAAAUUCAAGGGAAAGGAGUAUGUUAUACCAUCUCGCUCCAUCAGUAUUCUCCCUGACUGCAAAACUGUUGUUUACAACACCGGCGAGAUUGUCUCUCAUCACACUGCAAGGAACUACAUGAAGUCGAAAAAGGCAAAUAAGAAGUUUGAUUUCAAGGUGUUUACCGAGACAGUUCCUCAAGAGCUUAAAGGUGAUAAUUAUGUCCCCGUUGAGCUUUAUGGCUUGACCAAAGACGAGUCUGAUUACGGAUGGUACACAACAAACUUCAAGAUAGAUGACAGUGACCUUAAGAAGAAAGGAAAGACUACUUUGAGGAUUGCAAGUCUUGGCCACGCGUUGCAUGUCUGGCUCAAUGGAGAAUACCUUGGAUUUCCAGAUAGUGGAUCUUACAUGGAGCAUAGAUACACAGGUCCACGUAGUGUUUCCAUCUUAGGGUUGAGCUCUGGAACACUUGAUCUGACUGAAAAAAGCAAAUGGGGAAACAAGGUGGGUAUGGAAGGAGAAAAGCUUGGUAUCCACGCUGAGAAAGGAGUUAAGGAGGUUAAAUGGCAGAAAUUCUCAGGAAAAGCACCAGGACUUACAUGGUACCAGACAUACUUCGAUGCGCCAGAGAGCCAAAGCGCAGCAGCAAUUAGGAUGAAUGGAAUGGGGAAAGGGUUGAUAUGGGUUAAUGGAGAAGGUGUUGGUCGAUAUUGGAUGUCGUUUUUAUCGCCUUUAGGCAAGCCAACUCAAAUCGAGUAUCACAUCCCUAGAUCUUUUUUGAAGCCCAAGAAAAACCUUUUGGUUAUAUUUGAGGAAGAACCAAAUGUGAAGCCAGAGCUUAUAGACUUUAUCAUCGUCAAUAGAGACACUUUAUGUUCUUACAUCGGAGAAGAAUACACGCCUAGUGUCCGACACUGGACUAGGAAGAAUGACCAAGUCCAGGCCAUCAGUGAUAACGUGCAUCUCACGGCUACUCUUAAAUGUUCCGGUACUAAGAAGAUCUCAGCGGUGGAAUUCGCUAGCUUCGGAAACCCUAUUGGAACUUGUGGAAACUUCACCCUUGGAUCUUGUAAUGCUCCUGCUUCUAAGCAAGUCAUCGAGAAGCAUUGUUUGGGUAAGGCAGAGUGUGUGAUUCCGGUGAACAAGAGUACAUUCCAGCAAGACAAAAAGGAUUUAUGUCCCAAAGUUGUGAAGAAGCUUGCUGUGCAAGUGAAGUGUGGCCGUGACAAGAAGAACUAA
Molecule: messenger RNA, 2436 nt
Organism: Thlaspi arvense
Lineage: Eukaryota; Viridiplantae; Streptophyta; Magnoliopsida; Brassicales; Brassicaceae
Source: the annotation of a GenBank genome assembly